Molecule: messenger RNA, 570 nt
Organism: Peniophora sp. CBMAI 1063
Lineage: Eukaryota; Fungi; Basidiomycota; Agaricomycetes; Russulales; Peniophoraceae
Source: the annotation of a GenBank genome assembly
AUGCGUGCAUCCACGCAAGUAAUGCGGCAACAACCUCGUGAAGGAGGGCAGGGUGGUCUGGCGGCGUGCAAUGAGUGGCUCUCAACGGCACAUCAGAGCUUCGACGACGAACUCGAGCGACUUCGGCGACUCCAGAGUCAGGCUGAAGAGGAACGCGCGCAUACCAUACGAAGGGCGGAGGAACUUGCCGCGAACGUCGGCUUGCUCGUCACCGAGAAAGACUUCAACUUGGAUGAGGUAGAGCGCCUCCUCGGAGAGCAGCAUCUAGUCGAGAACGAGGCGAGACUACGUCAUGUUCGAGAUGCGCUCGCAGAGUGCGUUACGGAGUACGGCCAGCUUGAUGAGAAGAUCGACGAGGACUUGGCGGUGGCUGCCGUAGACGCAGAAAAGCUAUCAGAAGACGCACACAGGGUAGACAGGGAGAUUCAUGCACUGCAGCUGACCAUCGAUGGCGUGGAGACUACUAAGAACAAUCUUCUUUCCUCCGUUCGAAUGCUUUUGGAGGCAGCCGAGGUUAUGAUGGCCAACGCGCGUCUUGGCUUGCAGGCGACAGAGGCCUCCAUCGAGUGA